GGGGGGGCUUUAAUCCGCUUUGCAAAAAGCGGCGGCGGCGGCUCCAUUCUGCCCGGGCUGCCUUUGUCCUGCGGCCGCCCCCGCGCCGGCAGCCGCGAUGGCUUCGGGGGCUCCUGCACAGGUAAUGUUUGAGGACGUUGCUGUCUAUUUUUCACCGGCCGAGUGGGCGGAGCUGGCGGGAUGGCAGAAAGACCUCUACCGGGCCGUGAUGGUGGACAAUUACGAAGCGGUUGCCUCGCUGGGGCACCUGUCUGUCAAACCUGAGCUCAUCUGCAAAAUAGAGCGUGAGGAGGAGCCCUGCAUGGAGGAGCCCCUGCUGCCCCCCACAUGGAAGCGACCCCAGAGCCCCUGGUUGGGAGAUGGGAUCAGGAUGGAAGAUGAGGAAGAGAGCAAAGGGGCAGUCCCUGCCCGGCAGCUGACAGGCCAGCGCAAGGGAAGGAAGAAGGUCCACUCUUCAGGAACAGAGAAGCCUGUGACUCGGGCGACGAGCGCACCCCCCAAGGCUGAGGAGGACGCACUCCUGACGGCGACCCUAAAGACGAAGCCUCCGGAGUGCCCCGAGUGUGGCAAAAGCUUCCUGAGCAAUGUGGCGAUGAUCAUCCACAUCCGGACGCACACAGGGGAGCGCCCCUUCAAGUGCCACCUCUGCCCCAAGGGCUUCCCCUCCCGGGGGGACCUGAAGCGGCACAUCAAGACCCACCUGCGCAAGAAGGAUUCCCCGCCCGGCCCCUCCAGCCCCAAGACGAGGAAGUGUCUCACCGCCAAGCUCCAGCUCCUGCGCCAGUUGGGGGCUGCCCCAGGCCCCAAGAAGCCCCACACCUGCGCCCAGUGCGGGAAGAGCUUCAACAAGAAGCAGGACUUGCGGAAGCACCAGGGGACCCACUCGACGGAGAGGCCCUUCUCCUGCCUGGAGUGCGGCCGCUGCUUCCGGCUCAAGCAGAUCCUGGUGGCCCACAUGAAGGUGCACGUCGGGGAGCGGCCCUUUGCCUGCGAGCAGUGUGGCAAGCGCUUCAGCCAGAAGCACCAUGUGGAGAGCCACCAGCGUGUCCACACGGGCGAGAAGCCCUUCUCGUGCACCACCUGCGGGAAGCGCUACUCCCAGAAGCAGCCGCUCAUCAGCCACCUGCGUCUCCACACGGGCGAGCGGCCCUACAUCUGUGGCGAGUGUGGGAAGACCUUCCGCAACCAGGCGACCCUCACCAUCCACAACCGCAUGCACACCGGCGAGCGCCCCUACCGCUGCCUGCUGUGCGGCAAGACCUGCAGCCAACUGCAGCACCUCAAGAGCCACCAGCGGGUGCACCGCGCAGAGCAGCACCUCCUCCAGGCCGGCGACACCAAAGCCCUCGCCCUGAAGAGAGCCCGCGAGAUGAAAGAGAAGCCCUACCAGUGCUCCAAGUGUGAGAAACGCUUCCGGGACGAAAAGAUCAUGCAGACCCACCACAAGACCCAUGAGGAGAAGACGCCGCCCCUGAAAUGUGGACUCCUGCUAAGUGAAGCAAGCCUCAGGCAAAGCCUGCCACUUCCUGUCCAGCCCCAAAAGCCUCCGCCAGAGUUGAAAUCUGUUGGCAGAGGGACAGGCACCGGCAAGAAGCAGGCCGCUGCCAUCCAGCCCGGCGCGGCGACUGGGAAGCGAGCUGUUGCAUGCUCCGAUUGUGGCAGGAAGUUCACCCAGGCAAAAUAUCUCACCAUGCACCGGAGGAGCCAUACAUGAGGAAGCCUGUUUGUGUUGGAAGUUUUUUUUAAAAAGCAACCUGAUAGCACAUUUUAAAGGAAAUCUUGUGAGCAAACCCUUUGUUUGGAGCAACUAGUGUACUAAAAGUGCAGGAAGCAACCUUUUAAGAUACACCGCAAUCUUCCUCAGGCUUAUAUGAUGAAGAAAACUGGUGGGAGGAGGAGAGAGGGAGAAGAAGGAAAGAAGGAUGUUUCUAGCUAGAGGUUUAAGUGAAAAAUGUCCUGCAGCAAGUGCAGUUAUAUUCUUAAGUCUUGCCCACCUUUAAAAAAAAAAAAAAUCCAGCCCAUGGAAGAUUUCUGUAUAAUUUGCAAGCCUGCACCAGUUGUCCCAAAUGAAGGUCUUGUCUCAGUUGCUCUGUGUUAUCCUAUGGAUCCAAAGUGGCUACAAUGAUGCUGAACUCUUGUUAGCUCUCGAUCCGCUAGGACGCCGUGCGGCAGCCUUUGGAGUCCUUGUCACAGAGGCUCCUGGGUCACUGUCCCACGUGUGAAAAUGCCUUGGACAAAGAAAAAGGAGUAAAACCCUCCUGUUGAACUGUGUCCAAGGAGCUGGCAGUAUAAACAGGAAUUCACUCCUGUAGGACAUAGUGACGGCCGCUAGGCAAGGUGGCACUUUAAGAGGGAUUUCCCCAAACGUUAGAGGAUAGAACUAUCGUAGUUUUAAUAGGCAGGACAGGUAAGAGUGGGGACCUCUAUAGGAUUGAAGGAAGCUGCAAUGUACUGAGUCAGACCAUCUAACUGUUGCCUGGCCGUGUCAGCAGGGGUGAAGCCAGGGGAUGAACCUUGGACACCCAGUCACUGAGCGAUGGCCCUACCCCAUUGCUCAGAGGCAGCCCGCCAUCUAAGUGCCAGCUGUGAGAGCCAUGGGCUCCAUGCCCUGCUUGCGAGCUGCUCCUGGCCAGCGGCAUCUCUGGUGCAGGUGAUUAAGAUUACCUCCACAGUGGAGCCCCACCCCCAGUGCUGCGGAGGCAUGGCUGUCCAGCAAUCGGAUGCAGAAUUCGGAUGGAAGACCCGCCCAGCACUUUAGUCUAGCAGUGUAUUCUCCUUUGAAAGAAUCUGAAAUGCCAGCCCCCACGGGCAGCAUCCUAAAUAGCAAGUCCUCCCUUCAGCCUUGUAUUUAAGCAUUCGCCUGGCAGCCUAGGCGACAAGGAACUGCAUGUGGGCAAGCGUGUGGAAUUGCAUGCCAGUGUGCAGACAGGCUGGGGAAUGAGAGUCAGAGCACUUGGCAUAGAAAUGUGGCAGGCUGCUGGAGGACAGGCGGAGCUCUGUAUCCCAACUCUGCCGCCCUGGGCUCCUGCUGGGAGGAAGGGCGGAAUAUAAAUCAAAUAAUAAUCAUCAUCAUCAUAAUAAAAAACGCAGCUACACCCCCAGCAGGCUAUGAACUGAAGUGGGUUUAUUUGCAAGGCUGCCUGAAGUCAGUUUCUGUUCCCUGCUUUUUCACAGGGGCAGGGAGGGUUCAGUUAUUGGGUUCUUCUUUGCAGGCAGAGCAAAUGCUUAAUGUGUUUUUUACUUUGCUGUCUUAACAAAUAACAUUAGAAAAAUUUAAUGAAUUGUCGUGGCUGCAAAAUAGAAGCCAGUAAAUACAUGCACACCGUUUGCAGGAGGACAGGAACUGACCAACGAAAAGCUGCUGCAGGUACACAGAUGAAUGGCAAGCAGCUAAUACAGAGUAUAUCAAUUGAAAUAAUAAAAUAAAUAAUAAAUAGCUGAAGCCAAGAAGCUGCUUGAAAGGAAGGCGCAAGGAGUAAACAACUAAUGAAAGGGCCAGUCGCAGACAGAAGCCACAACAGCACAUUGCCAGCCCACACUGGACAGUCUAGCUCUCCUGUUGCGUUUUAAGAGCACAGCAUGGCCACAAUUCAGGGCUGAAAAAAGAUGGGGGGAGAACACAGGAUCCAUUGAAAUACAAUGCUUUGACAAGGACACUGUCUGGAUUCUCCACAAAAAGUGAGACUGAAUUGCGCUCCUUUUGGAGAAAACAGCAAGUGUGAAUUUAAAGGGCAAUGGUCACCUAGUAUAGACUGUCACUGUUCUUAAGAUCCCAGCAGUAAAUAGGCUUUGUCGUUGAUUAGCUUUUAAAGUUCCAUUUGGAAGUUGAUCAUUUGCAUGAGGGACAUUUGUGGUUUUUUAAUCUGUGAUUAUAUAUAAACCCAUCCCAGAGUUGCAAGGAUGAACUGCUUUGCAUUGAGUUGUGGGUCAGGUUUCUGAGCUGUCUGUGGUCUGCAUUUUCCAAAGAAAUAAUUAUUGGAGGGAAUUCACUGGAUUGCUGAAUGCCCAAUUAAACCCAAGUUUGUGCACAGUCCCUGUCCCACUCGUCUAAGAUACUUGCUAUGGGGUGGCUGUGAGUUUCUGCAAACUGGAAGAGAGUUGCAGUGAAAUCCUGUCCAUGUUUACACAGAAGUAAAUCCCAUUAAGUUCAGGGGGACUUGGUAAGUGUCAUUGGGAUUGUAGCCUGCUUUUGUUUACUUUAAAAAAACAAACCUUGAGAUCAUCAGUUUCCCACAAAUGAAUUUGCAUAGAUAUGUGUAAGCAGAAUAGUAAUUUUUGUGGAUUGGACAUUUUGUGUACCUUUUUGAUUUACACGACUGAAUUAAUUCCCCUUCAGUUUCUCAUAAACGGAACACGCAGUAGCAAAGGACGGAUGAUACUCCCUCUUCCCAAGUGCCCUUAAAAGACUGGCGUUGGUUCCGGUUGACAAAGCUGCUUAAUUCAGCCUUCCCCACCCUGGAGCCUUGCAGAUGUUCUGGACUCCAAACUCCCAUCAGCCCCAGCCAGCACAGCUGAGCUCUGGUAGGCAGGUUUCUACAUAAUCCACGUGUGUGUUUUCCUUAUAAAGCUUGCUCUGCACUGUGAAUUGUCAUCUGUUUCACUCUUUUGUAUUUUAGAAUGGGUGGUCUCAUAACACCACUCGUUUUUCACACAUCAGACUGAAAAUCCAAACUCCACAUGAGGAUUCCCUGGAGGAGGUAGGAUUUGAAACUAGAUCUCAGUCCAGCAUGCCACUUGAAGGCUCAGCCUGACUGGUGAAUGCACCAGUCUGCAUGCUAAACUGUGUGCAUAUGAAUAUAGUCACUCAAUCCUACCGGGAGGAAGGGCGGGAUAUA
This is a messenger RNA of Rhineura floridana, 4835 nucleotides long. Its product is annotated as gastrula zinc finger protein XlCGF57.1-like. Gene Ontology annotation, cellular component: nucleus. Lineage: Eukaryota; Metazoa; Chordata; Lepidosauria; Squamata; Rhineuridae. The transcript is spliced from 4 exons. The record is from RefSeq and is a predicted model, not a curated record. Gene Ontology annotation, molecular function: RNA polymerase II cis-regulatory region sequence-specific DNA binding; DNA-binding transcription factor activity, RNA polymerase II-specific. Bases 98 to 1714 code for a protein of 538 amino acids. Gene Ontology annotation, biological process: regulation of transcription by RNA polymerase II.